GAACUUGACCCGGAUCCCGGAUGCAUUAUUCUGUUUUCACACCUCGCCGAUGAAUCCAAUGUUCGUCGAAAUUAAAACAUUUGACAGUUUUCUUUUCGUAGAAAACCUAAAAAUUAUUCGCGGAGUCAAGUCCGUUCGUCUGAACUUGUUUUUCAUGAAUACUGACCAUUAUACGAUCAGUGUAGUUACUACGCUACGCGAGGUUUCUUGAAUUUUUUUCAUAAAUCAACUCGAGAGGAUUAAAUUUUCUGUUAUUUUUUUCUUUUCUUUUCUUUUUUUUGUGACUUACAAUAUUGGAGUCCUGAGAGCAUUACAAGGAGGAAGACGAAAAUAUCUUUUAAGAAAUCGCGGAAAUGUGUCUCCUGAGAUCUCUCAUGUAUCCUAUGUGCAGUCAAGUUUCCAGAUUGACUCUCCUAGGAAUCAAAUCCAAGUCUCCUGUAUCAAGUUUUCUUAAGUCUCCUGGCAUCAAGUCUCCUGCAUCGAGUCUCCUGCAUCGAGUCUCCUGCAUCAAGUCUCCUGUGUCAAGUCUCCUGUGUCAAGUCUAUUGUACGGACUGUAAUUACCGUAAGGAUUUUGGUAUUUCUUGUUUUAAUUAUUUUUUGGCGCGUAUUGUUUGUAAAAAAAGGAAAAGAAGACAAAAGAAAAAAGGAAAACGAAGAAAGAAUAAAAAAGAAAACUUCUUUGAAACAUUGCCAUCUUUCUGACCAUCCCCCAAUUUUUCUUUAUCUGUCUAGGUUUAUCUUUAUGUCUCUACCAUUUCCCCCCGUUUCAUUUUUACGGGGGAGAUAGAAUUUCUUCAUAAUCUUAGUGCUUUUGCUGGAAGAUUCCUUCCACUAAUUGAAAAGCAAGGUGUUUGUAUCUUGAAGCUCGAUUUUUUACUCUCGUUUAACUCGAAUUCCCUCACAUAUAUUCACUGGAGAGUCAAGAAGAGCCGCUGGAGUCACUGGAGUCGUUUGCUUGCAGAAUAUUUUCAUACAAUCAGCGAUCAGGAAAAAAGAGGAAGCAAUUGGAAUAUGUUUACAAUCAGAAUUACUAAAUGAUACCAUCUUAUUAUUUGAUUAUCGGAAGUUUUGUAAUCAAUUUGAUGAUACCAAAUCAAAGAAUGCCCGGUAUUAUGUUUUGAACAACAUUUUUGGGGGUGUACUUAGUUAUCAUAGUUGGUCUUAUCAAUUUGGUUUGCAUUGUACUUGCAUGUAAAUCGAUUUUUAGAAGAAUCACACUGAACUGUCACACAUAUUUUGUGAGCGUUAAACGUGAAAAUAUUGUGAACGCAUGGAAAUCAAAUCAGAACGCAAGCAUAGUCCGUUAAAAAUUUUGAAUGAGGGUGUGUUUGUAUGCGUGUGUUGUUAUAUUUUUCUUUCCAAUAAUCUCUCAAUUUCUGAAUUUUGUGAAAUUUGUAAAACGUCUAUCAUAAAAACAAAUUUCAGACUGAAUCCAAUUGAACACAUAAUAAAUAUAAUUAA
Molecule: messenger RNA, 1463 nt
Organism: Bemisia tabaci
Lineage: Eukaryota; Metazoa; Arthropoda; Insecta; Hemiptera; Aleyrodidae
Source: RefSeq, a predicted model, not a curated record